CAGCCUCAGAGCAGACACUCAACAAACUGGACACUUGUUCUACCGACUGCACACUGCAAUGACUCUUUAUUAAUAUCUCAUCAGAGGAUCAUACGCUGUGGGUCUGAGGGGACACACACACCGGGACAGCUUCAGCAACACACACACACACACUUACAAACACACAUGGAGAUUGAAAGCAUGGUGGCAAACAGCGCGCUCAUUAAAGCCAGAGAAGGAGGGAGUCGAGGCCGGAGCUACAAAUGGAAAGAGAUGCUGCGCUUCAAUCACAUCAGCCAGUGCAGGGACCAGGCCUCCAGCAUAGAGAGAGAGUACUACAGUCUCUGUGUGAAGCAGCCGAUCGGAAAGAAUCUCUUUCAGCUUUUCUGUCGCAGUCGUCCUGAUCUGCAGAACUACAUCUCCCUGCUGGACGCUCUGGCAAGUAUUCACAGCAUCAAGGUGGAAGUCAACGGUUCUCUGGAUGUGUUUUUG
This is a messenger RNA of Notothenia coriiceps (black rockcod), 471 nucleotides long. RefSeq names its product G protein-coupled receptor kinase 5-like. The record is from RefSeq and is a predicted model, not a curated record. The annotation marks the transcript as partial. Lineage: Eukaryota; Metazoa; Chordata; Actinopteri; Perciformes; Nototheniidae. The transcript is spliced from 3 exons.